Molecule: messenger RNA, 4612 nt
Organism: Scleropages formosus (Asian bonytongue)
Lineage: Eukaryota; Metazoa; Chordata; Actinopteri; Osteoglossiformes; Osteoglossidae
Gene: rab9b
Product: RAB9B, member RAS oncogene family
Exons: 2
Coding region: 265-876 (203 amino acids)
Biological process (GO): retrograde transport, endosome to Golgi; Rab protein signal transduction
Cellular component (GO): lysosome; late endosome; phagocytic vesicle
Molecular function (GO): GTP binding; GTPase activity
Source: RefSeq, a predicted model, not a curated record
AGUCGCGCGCAUGCGCAGUGCUUCCGAGUGCCGCGCCGCGCCGCGUCGUGCAGCAGCAGCGCGUUCACGGUAAAUCUCAGUUCCAGAGUAGCGGUGCGCGCCGCAGCGGAGCUGCUGCUAGGGAGGAUGAGGCUCCCGUCCUUUGUUGUCGGAGCUGCUCUUCGCCCGUGAAGCGGUGCGAGCCGCACAGCUCGUCCGACGUGUCCCGCUGCCUGUCCCCGCGGGUGGCUCUGAGCCGGAGAGUCCGCCAACCCGUGGGUCACCAUGAGCGGGAAGAGCCUGCUGCUGAAGGUGAUCCUCCUGGGGGACGGAGGCGUGGGCAAGAGCUCCCUGAUGAAUCGCUACGUGACGGACCGCUUCGACUCGCAGUCCUUCCACACCAUCGGCGUCGAGUUCCUCAACCGGGACCUGGAGGUGGACGGCCGCCUGGUCACCCUGCAGAUCUGGGACACGGCGGGGCAGGAGCGCUUCAAGAGCCUCCGCACGCCUUUCUACCGGGGCGCCGACUGCUGCCUGCUCACCUUCGCCGUGGACGACCUGCAGAGCUUCCACAACCUCGGCUGCUGGAAGAAGGAGUUCAUGUACUACUCGGACGUGCGGGACCCGGAGCGCUUCCCCUUCGUCGUCCUCGGCAACAAGGUGGACAAAGGGCCGGAGCGAGAGGUGGGCGAGGAGGAAGCGCGCGCCUGGUGCCAGGAGAACGGCUGCUGCCCCUACUUCGAGACCAGCGCCAAGGAUGACACCAACGUGGGCGCCGCCUUCGAGGCCGCCGUGCGCGAGGUUCUGGCAGCGGAGGAGCAGCUGGACCACUCGCUGCUCAGCAGCGCCAUUGACCUUCACGGCAACCGCAAGGCCACGCGCUCCUCCUGCUGCUGAGGCGUCCCGGGGCCGCCAGCCCCCGUCCCCCUUCCUCUCAUGCUUGCGUUUUGCGAACUCGAGGCCAGUUGCGGGAGCACGUGGUGAAGCUUACGUAUUAAAUAUGCUUUGAAAGAGUACCUGUAGCGGAGGUUCCGUGCGACCGGUACUUGUUUCCACUUUCCGAAUGGGAAGACGGGUCUGCAGCGGGGCGCGGCGCACAUCUCCGGCCCUUCCUCUCUCCAUUUUUUCGCCCAGCCUGCAAGGGCUCGAGGUUAAGACCCACCUUUGCGCUCCUCCGGCGUCACGUGUCCUUUGGCACCCCAACUCUGCUGAAGCACAGUUCUCACACGCAGUCGGGGGUUCAUUUUAUUUCACUUUUUUACCUCCCUGGCGCACAAGGUCUUUGAAAAGGGACGUUAAAGCAUCUGCUUGCCAAAUAACCUGUCUGAUAAAAUCACGGGAUUCUCAUUUUCCUGCACGUCAGCUAAGCCCUGCACUAAACGCGAGGGGCUUCCUAGGGUUACCACGAGUUUAAUUAAUUAAUUUAUGGACUAGUGUUGCACCUUUUAGUUGUCUGCCCUUUUCUGUUUGCGAGGAAAAGCUGAAAAGCAGCAAAACGCACGGGUAAACUGUACUGUGUUUUUAGUGAUUUAGGAUGUCAGUGAUUUGUUUUUGAGGAAAAGGGAAAUGGCGUGUCUGUUUCACUGCACUUAUUUCGGUAAAUGAAUGAAAGGCGGGACGCGGUGCCACCGGUGGUACUUCUUUCUCUUCCUCCUUCGGGCCUUUAGUUUAGCGUGAUGAUUUUCCAUUCUGAUUUUUAAGCGGCACGAGUGCUUCUCUGUGCCUCUUGGGCAGGGUGUGCGCUUGUGUGAGCGCCGCUCUUUAUGGCGCAUAGUCAUUCCAGCUGCGGCUCUCCGGUACGAUCUACGUCAGUCUGAUAGUGCCUGUUGUUUGUUUGUGUGUGUGUGUGUGUGUGUGUGUGUGUGUGUGUGUGUGUGUGUGUGUGUGUGUGUGUGUGUGAUGUUUCAGAAAUCUCCGUUUCGGAACCAUUUUCAGUCUUUGUCCUUUUAAUGAUGCUUUCUUACCAAGCCCCUCUCGGUGGUUUCCUCUUGCAGCUCAAAAGCACCUACAGUUUUUAAGCUGAUUAUAGGCAUUCUUACCAAAUCCAUCAAACUGCUGUGGUUAAAUGUAGCACAGGUUCAAGGAACGGACUUGUAAUACAAACCGUUCCAAACAGGGAGGUGAGAAACCGCUGUGGCUAAGGACAUGGACUUGUACUCAAGAGGCUGCCAACUCAAGCCCCAGUAGCAAGGUACUCAGAAAUGUCUGGUGGUGUAAAUGUGUGAAACCGGACACUUUGAAGCCGUGUAAGUUGCAAUAGAAUAAAAGCAGCCUGUGAGCAGUCACAGUAGUAGUAAUAAUAAUAAUACUAAUAAUAAUACGUGAUUUAGCCUGCUGUUCGUCUCCAGGGAAAGCUUCAGAAUCCGUGAAGUAUGCAACAAAAAGCUGAUAAGUCUCUCUAAAAUAUGACAAAACUGGGAACUCUUUGAAUGCGGUCUGUGUUUCCGAGACUUUAAGGUUCCCGGGGUUCUAUAAAUAAGCCUGUUGCCUUUAUUGUCGAGCAACGAAAUCAUCACAGUUAAAGCAGCUCUCAGUUUCCGUGUUUUUCGUGCGGUUUGAGUCACUUUAAUUCAAUUUUGUCGUCGAUUCGAAGACGCAACGGCCAGUAUUUACUCGCGCAUUGCUUAGCGGCGUUGUUAUAAGGGCAUCACGGUGAAGGGAGGCGCGGUGUGGCGCAGCGGUUCACGAGCUUUGUCUGGGUACGAUGAGUUGCAGGUUCAGGUCUCAGGAGUGACGAAGCUGCCGUGCUGUAUGUUAAGGCACUUAAAUUCUUUAAUAUAUCAACGGAUGAGCAAAAAAGGAAUUAAAUGUAUAUCUAGGGAAAUGGAAACAUAGUAUUUGGUGUGCUGAGCAAGCGACCACUGAAUCAUAAGCUAAGCUGGACCCAGGGCUGCCUCGGUGUAUGGAUUAAGGUACGCUUUUGUAACGCGUGUCUCGCACUGCAUCGUUUCAAAUUCCACGAUGCACUGUAUAAAUCUUUGCAGUUAUGUCUUGUUUCUGGGCAACAUGAUGCUCAGCAGCCUGUAUGCUGUAGUAAAAUGCCACAUGAUCCUAGAUAAAGAUGAUAAUCCGGUAUCACAUGACCGGCAUCUGAUGGCUUUUUUUUUUUUUUUUUGUUUCAUUGGAGCUGUUCUGAUUCUUUUCAGCGUUCUAGUGGAAGACUUUAUUUUUUCUCAUUCGUUCUUUAUUACAAGAUGGACCAAUCUAUUCUGAUACUGUGUGGCACUACUUUAUUUUUGACUUAGUGCUUCAUUUUUAGUACGGGUUUUCUGUUACGGAAAUUCCUAAUAUCGUUUUUUUCACAGCCUCUUAGGUACCUAAUCAUGUCUGCCAGUUAAUUCCUGAAGUAUUGCACACUGUGAAAAUGGAAAGUUUUAUACGUGUCUUGAGCAACUCUGCGCCCGUCGUUGGCGUCAUGGUCCGUACAACUCUCGCAGAACUGAGGACGGUGUUUUACUAGAGUUUACAAAUGGUACAUUCCACUUAAAUGCUGUGAUUACUGGACGGUGACGGAUGUCAAAUUUUUUGCCGAUUUGCAUACCUGGAAGCAUUGUCCCUCUAACCUGAGCAGAUUGCGGCGUGCGGGUGUUUCGUGGGAACCGGGAACCGCGAUUCCGUGCUGUACGUGUCCGGUGCAGCAGCGAUGGACACUUUGCGUUUUUCCGGACGUGAGCCACGUGAGGCCUGAACAUCGAUAUUUAAAAGGAGCACCGUGCAGUCGUGAAGACUCGGACGCCUUCGCUUAGUGAAUGUCACGUCACCGUUUUUGGAGCUUAAAGUCGAACGUUAACACAACAGGUUAAUGUAGUGCAAAUUAAUAAUGUAAUUGCGCUCUCGUUCUUACCACCUACGCGUUUGUGUUUCGUCCUUGUCGGCGCGUUUCCUGUGAAGUCAGAGUUUACAGCAUCGUGUUUGGAAACGGUUUAUUUCCAUGAGGCUUGCCAACUGACACAGCAUUACGCUACAUAACAGGUACCGUGGGUAUAAAGAUGCCAUGAUUGUUCGUUUCGGCCCUCCUAAAAAAAAAAAAAAACGUGUAAUUACUGUACAAAUUGUGAGUGGGCUGCUCUGUUACUAAGAAAACUGCUUGCACUCUGCUGUAAGUGAUCUUUGUUACCCGUGAGCUGUUUGCAGACUACAUGGACAGCCUUCACCUCGGGUACAACCAGUACUGUCAAUAAAAUAAACAAACCGAAGCAGCGGUACGACUCUUUCUUUUCGCAGAAACUGAUUUUGUCUUCAUUUCGGGCCUGGUGUUUAACAUUGGAAGUCGCUUUGGAGAAAAUCGUCUGCCCGAUAAAUAAAAAUAAAUGUGAUAAGUUACGCUGGACAAUUAAAAUUAUACUGUGUAAUUAGAAAUGAUUUCAGCACAACCUUUUAUUUUCUCUGCACUUUUUGCACCGCAGUAGCCUGCUUGAAUUUACAUAAGUAUACUCAAAGUAGUUGCUAUUAGCUGUGUACAUAAAUACUGUAUUUCUUACAAAUUUAAGGAGGGAAAAACAGUAAGAGGGACCAGCGUUCUCAAACGGUGCUGUAGUGCCCUCUAGCGCUACGUUUGAACCAGUGAACAGCACUGGAAAUAUGGCUGUUCCUGAGGAAUAACCUGGGCUGCCACGUGACCUCCCCCCACCCC